This is a messenger RNA of Laccaria bicolor S238N-H82, 1626 nucleotides long. RefSeq lists its product as uncharacterized. The record is from RefSeq and is a predicted model, not a curated record. Lineage: Eukaryota; Fungi; Basidiomycota; Agaricomycetes; Agaricales; Hydnangiaceae. The coding region runs from base 1 to 1626 and encodes 541 amino acids. Gene Ontology annotation, biological process: telomere maintenance; DNA repair. The transcript has 2 exons. Gene Ontology annotation, molecular function: DNA helicase activity.
AUGAUCGGAGGUAGUACAGAUAGGCAAAACACAGCUCGGCGCUUGAUGACAAAAAUGGUAAACACAUUGACUGCAAAGAUGGAAAUUGGAAGCCCCAUGGCUUCUCUUUAUCUGCUUGGAAAUCCUGACCAUUAUACCAGCCACAAAUUCAUUCUUUUCUAUUGGAAAAAUUAUGUAAGAGAGGCACGAAGUGCAUGGAUAGAUACAGAAAAUAAUACAACAGAGUCAUUUAACACUGAAUAUAAAGAUGCACCAGACAAAGUAGUUUUGCAGAAGUAUGAUGGCACAUACAUUGGAAUAUCAAGUGUAUAUGAUUAUAUCUACCGCCCAACUGCUUAUGAGCGCAUGUCUCUAUAUGGCUGGAUAUGUAAAGCCAAAAAAGAGAAGCGUUCAAAAGAAGAACAGCAAGAGUUUGAUGUUCAUUAUGAUAAGGAUGAACUAGAAUCUAAUGCAGAAGAUGAUGGCACAGACACAGAAGGAGAAGAUGAAAUUAAUUUUCUUGGUGGAGGAGACAGUAUAGAUGAUGACAUAGAAGAUGAAGUUGGGCAUCAAGAUCUAGACUCUGAGGAUGAACUAAAUGAUUACCAAAUUAUGUAUGAUGAACAUGAAAGCCAUGAAUUUCUUCCAGAGCAUCCUCAGUAUUGUGGAUUACCAAGAUGUGACCAAGGAGAUCGAGAGUAUUAUUGCUCUACAAUGCUCGCACUUUUCAAACCUUGGCAAUGUGGAAAGUAUCUUAAAUUGGAAAAUGAGUCAUGGGAUGAAGCAUUUGUUGGAUAUUCAUUUUCAGCACGACAAUUAGAACUUAUGAAGAACUUCAAUAUAAAAUACAAAUGCAAUGAUGCUCAAGAUGAUUAUUCUGCUGAGAUGAAAAAGAAAGAUGCAAGAGAAAAUAUAUUUGGGUCAUGGGAAGAUAUUGGUGGUGAAGUUGAUACCAACUGUUCUCUCAUCAAUGAGGAUAUUCCCAUAGAUAUUGAUGAAGAUAUGUAUAUGUUAGGUAAUCCUAAUAGCAUUAAUAACCAGAAACUUCAUGAAAUGAACAGAAUUGAAAAUGUAGUAAAAAAUGCUGGGUGGCUGGAUUCUUGCAUUGGAAAUAUUGACCCAGUAGACACAUCUUUCAAACCAGGAGAGAAACAGUCUGGCUCUCAGUGGAAUGUACUUGUACAAUCACUGAAAAAACUUUUUAUUGCUACUCGUUCUAAAAAUUUACCUGAAGCCAAAGCAAUAAAAGAUAAAAAUAGUACAUCAAAUGAUGAGGUAGUUGUAGAUGAUAUAAGUUAUUUAAAUAAAAUUUUCAAAGCAGAGAAAGAACAUGAGCAUCAAUUGAUCAAUACAAUUGUUCAUGAAUUCAGUCUUAAUGAUGAACAGGAAAGAGCUUUUCGCAUAGUGGCAAAUCAUGCUACAAUGACAAAAAGUGAACAACUUAAAAUGUAUUUAGGAGGAAUGGGUGGAACAGGAAAAUCACAGGUUAUUAAGGCAUUAAUAGCAUUUUUUGACAGACGUAAUGAAUCACACAGAAUCAUGAUAUUGGCACCAACUGGAUCUGCUGCUGCUCUAUUAAAUGGUUCAACUUGUGGGUGUGGGCCAGUGCUUUGCAUGGCAUGUAUGAGUCCUUUCUGUGGACUCUAA